AUGUUGUCCGCAACCUCUCUCAGCAACCGCAGUCAUGCGGCAAAAGAAAAGGCAAAGUUGCGCCUCACGCAGCCGUCGAGCUGGCAAUUACCCAAACAAAACAGCAGCAUCGCUCCAGUCUAUGUUUGGACGAAUGCGGAUAUGGAACCGGUUCCCCCGGAGAAGCGCACAUGGGGCAAAAGCGCUUUCAUCACGUAUUGGUUUAGUGAUCUAGUCACGAUUUCGACAUGGAGCUCUGGCUCGGCCAUAUUGACAAUAGGUUUGACUGCAACCGAUGCUGUACUGAUUGUACUCGUGGCAGCCCUCUGCAAUGCUGUACCAACAGUGCUCAACGGAGCGAUAGGCUCGAAUCUCCACAUCCCUUUCCCUAUCGCAUCGCGCGCAAGCUUCGGAUACUGGUUCAGCUAUUUUGCCGUUGUUAGUAGGGGUGUCUUGGCCAUGUUCUGGUUUGGGGUGCAAACAGCGAAUGGAGGUACAUGUGUCGCUGCAAUUAUCAAUUCGAUAUGGCCCAGCUUCCGGACAAUGGCGAAUCAUCUCCCUGAAUCAGUUGGUCUUACUACAGCUGGGAUGAUCUCGUACUUUCUAUACUGGCUCAUUCAGUUUCCGUUCCUGCUCAUCCCUACCCAUAAACUGCAAUACAUGUUCUGGGUCAAGACAAUUUUGCUGCCGCCAGUCGCCGUUGGUAUGACCAUCUGGGUAGCUGUUCAAGCUGGCGGAAAUGGCACUUUCUUCACGCGUCCACCGGCUGUGCAUGGUUCAGAGCGAGCUUGGCUAUGGCUAUCAAGCAUGACUAGCAUUACCGGUGGCUACAGCACGCUCGCCGUGAACAUUCCCGACUUUUCGCGCUUCAGCAGAGACCCCCAGGCACAAUACUGGCAACUUCCUGUCAUUCCGUUUUUCAAAACCAUGGUCGCCCUCAUGGGUAUUGUUUCCGCGUCUGCCGCACAAAAACUCUGGGGCAAGGCAUAUUGGACACCGCUUCAGAUCAUCGACACUUGGAUGGAUACACCGGGCGGUCGAGCAGCAGCGUUCUUUUGUGCCUCCAUUUGGCUGAUUGGCCAACUGAGCGUGAACAUCAGCGCCAAUGCUGUGUCCUUUGCCAACGAUGUCACGACACUUGCACCAAGAUAUUUCAAUGUGCGACGAGGAUCCAUUCUGGUAGCCUUCACGGGUGGCUGGGCGCUAUGUCCAUGGAUCAUCGUCGCAUCGGGAAAAGCAUUCUUGAAUUUCAUGAGCGCAUAUGCGAUUUUCAUGGCACCAAUGGCGGGUGUGCUGUUUACAGACUACUGGUUGGUCAAACAUAGAAAGUACGACGUCCCCGCCCUGUACGACCCGCGCGGCAUUUAUCGAUACGGCCGCUAUGGCAUCAACUGGCGGGCUGCUGUAGCAACGUUCGUCACAAUCAUACCCUUGCUACCAGGACUAGCCAACAAAGUCAAUCCGGACCUAAAGCUUACACAGGGACUUCGGAACCUUUUCACUUUCAACUGGCUUUAUGGCUUCUUUCUUUCCAUGUUCUUAUACUACUUUGCUAAUUUCUUCUUCCCCGAACGAGAUACGCUCAUCUCGCACGUCGUUACUGGUUUUGAACACCUAGAUGGAGUCGACAUGGAAUGCGAGACGAGCAGCUAUACCAAGGAUAAAGAUAUUGAAGCAUCUAAAGGGGGUCCUGAGAUGAAAGUAUCUCCACAGCCAUAA
Messenger RNA from Bipolaris oryzae ATCC 44560, 1698 nucleotides. RefSeq lists its product as uncharacterized. Gene Ontology annotation, biological process: nucleobase transport; transmembrane transport. Gene Ontology annotation, molecular function: nucleobase transmembrane transporter activity. The record is from RefSeq and is a predicted model, not a curated record. Gene Ontology annotation, cellular component: plasma membrane. Bases 1 to 1698 code for a protein of 565 amino acids. The transcript has 3 exons. Lineage: Eukaryota; Fungi; Ascomycota; Dothideomycetes; Pleosporales; Pleosporaceae.